AAACAAGGAAAUUGCAUCCAAAUUUAAUUGUUGCAAGACAGAGAGAUUUAUUUAUUUAUUUAUUUUUGUUUCCAUUUGAGUAAGAGACAAAGUGCAAGAAAAGAGGAAUUACUUUUGUUUUUUGUAAAAAAAAAAAAAAAAAAAAAAAUCAAUUGUCCACACACCACUAAAUGGAAUCUCCAAACUUUUUCCUUUUUUUUUUUUUUAAAAAAAAAUUAAUUCUCAUUGGUCUAUAAAUAAAUGAGAAUUCAUUAUUCUUCAACUCCCUAAUACUUCAAUUUUCUUUUCUAUUUUCUUUUUCUUUUUUUCCUCAUCAAAGCUUUUCAUCAAUGGAAGAUUUUGCUUCUCUUUGGAGUUAUCAUCAAGAGGGUAUAGAUGAGCUAAGACAGAAGCUUUUUUACACAACAAUUGAGCUAGAAUCAGUAAAAAUGGAAGCAAAUCAAGAGAUGAUAAAGAACAAAGAGAAUGUAAAGAAUUUAUUGAAUCUUCUUCAAUUAGCUUAUAAAGAAAGAGACGAAGCCAAGAAUCAACUUCAUAAAGUAUUGAAUAAACUCAAUUUCCAACCUGAAAGUCCUUUGAUUAAAGCAAAUUCAAGCAUCACAGAAUCCAACAGCCUCUCAGCUGAUAACAAUAACAAUAGCAAUACCUUCAAUAACAUCUCGGGUUCUCCCGUUGUCGACUCGUUCUUCGACGCGGCCGCCGUUUCUUCGCCGACGGAUUUUUCAAGCUUCAAUGUAGGGGAUUCUCAUAAUGUGGAUCAAUGUAGUUUGGUGAUUGAGAGUAUUGUGAAAGGGAAGAAAUUGCCUGAGAAAGGGAGGUUGCUGCAAUCUGUUAUGGAAGCUGGGCCGUUACUUCAGACGUUGCUCGUCGCCGGUCCUCUGCCUCGGUGGAGAAAUCCGCCACCGUUACAGCCUAUGAAAGUAUUACCACCUGUUUUGAUUAAUAGUACUCCUAGAAUGUGUUCGAGUUCUAUGUUGAAUUUCUCCAACGUUGUUGGUUUGGAUUCUUGUUGUUUUAACCAAAAUGGAUUGGUUUCAACAACUACUAAUUCUUCUUCUUUUGCCUCCUCUCAAUUUCAAUCUACAAAGAGACAGAGAUUACAUUGAAUAUCAUCGAUUCAUAUUCUAUAUUGUAAAAAUUAUAUAUAUCUUUGGCUUUGUUGGUUUCAUUUGUAAAUGAUGUUAUAGUUUUCCCUUUUGGAAUUUGAAAUUCCAAAUUGUUUUUUUUUUUUUUUUCACAUAUGAAUUCAUUCUUUUUCCCUUUGUUUUGUACGUAA
Messenger RNA from Cucumis melo (muskmelon), 1276 nucleotides. RefSeq lists its product as uncharacterized. The coding region runs from base 330 to 1106 and encodes 258 amino acids. NCBI's taxonomy places the organism in Eukaryota, Viridiplantae, Streptophyta, Magnoliopsida, Cucurbitales, Cucurbitaceae. The record is from RefSeq and is a predicted model, not a curated record. The transcript is spliced from 2 exons.